CACGAAAGAAUGACCGGCGAUUGGGAAUUGCCUCGUCUCUGCCGUCUGGUCGAGGAGCUCCUUCGUCCUUACUUCGAGCCGGACGCUGGUUCUGUGUCUUUAACCAGAGAAAAGGAGAAGAACCUUCUGAUUUCACUCUCUAAGGUUUACAAAGAGAUUCAGGUCUGGAUUCGUGAAAUGGAGGUUGAUUCCGAUGAAGAGACCAUGGUUUCUGAAUGUUUAUCGGCGGAUGCACAUGAGCAGCAUAACUGUUUGAUGAAAGUCCUAGCUGACUUGAUUCUUCUACUUACAGUUGACAGUCAAUACGUACAACAUUCGGCGGGAAAGAUUGUUGUGGCUGUUUCUGAGCUCCUGGCUCCUUCUGUCAGUAACUGGGACUCUUUGGUUCGUUCGCUCUGGAUGUGUCUGGAAUUGAUUGUCAAACACCUGUUGUCCUGUUCUCCAAUUUCAAAUGCCAAUGAGGAUUUGCAUUUUGGAUCCUCAAGUCUAAUGUUCUUAAAUCGUUGUCUGGGAAAUGCAGACUGGUCCACUGCAUCUCAUGUAAUCCAAAUCUUGCGGAAUAUACUGAAAAAUUUGAAGGAAGAGUCUGAUGGUCAGCUUCUUCGAGUUAACAACAAAUAUGUCUAUCCUUUUCUGUCAAAUGUGCCCUGGGUUCGGAUGGACGAGUUCUGUACAAAAGAGCCAAAAGUUGUGUUCUUGGGUAGUUUGAUCUCAUUUCUUUGCUCAUUGGUUGAGCAAACUGUAGCUUCAGAAUCUGAAGUCCAUCUCCAAGAUCAACAUUCAACUCUUCCCAUAGUUAUUAAUUUUGUGCCUAAACUUUUUCUUUGGUGCCUUGGCAAGGCAGAGAAUAGGGCCAAACAGUCCACCUUUCAGUAUUUCACUCACAAAUUGCUGAUGUUACUGCUGAGGCUUAGUUAUGGAACUCAUAUAAGUUGCACCACACUUGUCUCCUGGUUGAAACUUCUCCAUGAUUACUUUGAAGAGCUACUUUUGAAACCCAUGUCUAAGGUUAAGACUUGUCAAAAUGAUUGCCUAGAAGGCUCCCCGUUUCUGUCUAGCGUCUCUGAGGGAGAAGCACAACACAUGGGGCAUUCCCUUCAUUCUCAAAGGCAGGCCAUACUCCUAUUUCUUAGGUGCUGCUUCAGUUUGAUCAGCUCGACAGGAGAGAAUACCAAGCAACUUCUUAAAGCUCAUAACUCUCUCUCGGCUGUCAACAUGGUCUCUGACCCUGAUUUUUCUGGUAGAAGUAAAGGAUUUAUUGAGCUCUACAAAUGGUUCCAAGCCCACCUCCGAGAUAGCUUCUUAUGUGGAAAGGAAAUGCACGUGGACAAGUGUAUACUUUUUGCAAGAUCUUUUCUCCAGCUAUACUUGCAUGAGGAUGACUUAUUGUUUAAGGUUCUCCUGCAGUUGGUUACUGCAUCUUCUUGUUUGGAGCAGCAGUUAGAGGGAAAGAAACAAACAUAUCAGGAUGCAGAAGAGUAUAUUGGAUUUCUAGUUUCAAAUGCUUUCAGUCCAGUGAACUUAUUCCAUCUAUUACUCUCAGAGGUGACUCCCAAUUAUAUAUAGGCUUUGGUAUUAAUUGGCCACAAGACCUCUCUGCCUUUUUGUUUUGAUCUUCUAAAUACUUCUCAUUCUCUUGUAGUUGCACUAUGAUCAUCAAGUGCUGCUUGAUUACCUUAUUUCCAAGGAUCUUGGAAUUAGUUGUGCAGAGUACCUAUUAAGGUAACUUGCAGUUUGGACAGUGUAGUCUUAACUCAUCAAUCCUGAGAGUCAGUUGUCAUAAGUUGACUCUUUCAAUCUGUUGCUCUGCUGAUCAAUCACCCUUGAUCUUUAGGUGUUUAAGGGUUACAUGCAGUGCCUGGCAUUUAUUCAUAGAGUUCUCCGUUGACGAAAAUGCUAUGCAUAAUUUAUCUCGAAAAAAGCAAAAAAUCUUGGAAGAUGGUCCUGACUUCCAGGCAGACCAACCCUCUGCAUCGCCAACCAUGGACACUUAUCCCUCUCUUAAUGAUAAAGUUAAGAUAGACACUGACAGUAGUUGUAAGCAAAACGAAUGCAUAAGGCUUGCAUUCAUCGAGGCGAAAGAUUGUCUGCUAUCUUUGAAAGUUUCUAUAGAAAAUCUUCACCGGAAGAAUCUGUUUCCGUAUAACCCUAAAGCUCUCAUACAACGGUUGGCAAAAUUUGAGGAACUCUGCAGCAAUCAUGAUGACUUUUUCUAGAGUGCUUGCUAAGAGAGAACCAUGAUCCUUCCUCUUGCGGGCAUCCAUCAUACAAACUUGCAGAAGUUGCAUAAUUUUUUCUGACUGAGUGGGACUGGCCGCACUGUUGGACCUGAUGGGUGCUCCUAUUGAUAGUCAAUAGAAGUUUCUGGUUGCCGAUUGGACUCUGCCAUUAACUUUUUCAAAGUUCCAGGAUCUAGUUCUGGUACUGAGAUUCAGGAAUUGCCUAACUUGGAUUUCGAAAUUUCCUCAGCUUUUAAGUUAAUCAUCUUGAACUUCCCCAGUAUUUCAGCCUUUCCUGUCACUUCAAAGGUCAUGAUAGCAUCGCCCAACGAGUAGGCAGGUUAGGCAGUAAUUCAAAAUUUAGUUAUUACGAAUUGGGUAAUUUUGGAUAGUCUGCCGUCCGAAGGAUCUAUUAUUUGACAGGAUGGACGUUUGGCUUUAUUAGUUGAAUCUUUUGAUUUCAGCCAAAGGACAAAGUGGGUUAUCUUGUGAUGGUUUGGAAGUUUGUGGACCGCGUAGCAUCAUCCCAAGGAGAAAGGAAAUAUCAUAAUUUGAGAGGAAGUUGGGAGUUUCUGUAAGCAGAGAAGAACCAGAUGGAGGAGGAGAAACAGAGUCGUCGUCAUCAUCAUUUCGUGCUGGUCCAUGGAGCUUGCCAUGGAGCUUGGUGUUGGUACAAGGUUGUUCCUUUACUGAAACAAGCUGGCUACAAAGUGACUGCUCUCGACUUGGGCGCUUCUGGGAUCCAUCCAAAGCAGGUUACCGAACUGGGUUCGGUCUCGGACUACCACACGCCGCUGAUGGAGUUGAUGGAUUCCUUAACAGGAGAUGAAGAGAAGGUGAUCUUAGUUGGACAUAGUAUGGGUGGUGUUGGGAUAUCUGCUGCAAUGGAAAAAUUUGCAGAGAAAGUAGCUGUUGCGGUGUUUGUUGCAGCUUUGAUGCCAGCUCCUCAUCCUGGUGUCGGCUACUCUGUUACAAAAGAAGAGUGUCUCAAGCAAAUGGAUUUCAUGGAUAGCCAAUUCUCAUUCCAUGAUGGUCCUGAAAAUCCUCCGACCAGUGUAUUGUUUGGACUCAAGGCAAUGUCAACUAAAUUGUACCAGCUCUCCCUGCCUGAGGAUUUAACACUGGGAAUGAUGCUUAUAAGACCCUGCCCUUUCUUCAACGAUGCGGAAACAGAAGCUGAAAUAGCCCUGACAAGCGAGAAAUAUGGAUCAGUUCCUCGAGCUUAUGUCGUCUGUGAAGCAGACGAAAUCAUCAAGCCGGAUCUGCAAAGGUGGAUGAUCGAGAACAACCCAACUGACGAUGUCAAACCCAUAUCUUCUGCUGAUCACAUGGCAAUGUUCUCAAAACCACAUGAGCUCUGCACUUACCUUUUGGAGCUUGCCAGCAAGUUGACAAAAAUUGAGGAACUCUGCGGCAAUCACGAUGGCUUUUCCUAG
Messenger RNA from Linum tenue, 3655 nucleotides. Lineage: Eukaryota; Viridiplantae; Streptophyta; Magnoliopsida; Malpighiales; Linaceae. The record is from the annotation of a GenBank genome assembly.